CUUGUGUGUUGCAGAUGAGCAUUUGACCGGCAUUUACGGGUAGAUGAACUGCACUGGACCUUCGCAGAACAUAAAGACGCACAGUGCGUGCCUACAGUUGGGAGAAGAAUGUCAGAUCUGCAUGCUGCCUGUUUACGUGGGGACGUUGAGAACGUGUUAGAACUUCUGCGAGGUGAAGCGAAAACAUCGCGCGUGAACGUACGCAUGGAGACGCCUCUCCACGUCGCCUGCGCACUUUCGCCGGACAGGACGGAAGAGAAGAUGGAGAUUGUGAAACAGCUGCUGCUGCAUGACGCGCCCCUGCAAGAGGAGGAUGAGCGCGGGCGAACGCCUCUCAUGCUCGCCUGCGAAACAGCCAGCGCUGAUGUUGCAGCCGCGCUGCUAGACAAUGGAGCGGACCUCCGCGCGCGUUACCGUAGCGACGGAACGAUGUUGCAUGCAGCCGUGGCCGGCGGGAACGCGCGGGUCCUGUCGCCGGCUUGCUCUGGACAGCUGGUCAUCAUUCGCCUGCUACUGGAGGCCGGCGCCGACCCCAACGUCGCCGAGACAAAGAGCGGAGUGACGCCGCUGAUGAUGCGGAUGCUGCUCUCACACGGCGCCGACGCCAACGCCGCGGACUCGUACGGACAGACCUCCCUGUACCACGCGGCUAGCUUUGGCCAGCUGGACAUAAUGCGCCUGCAACUGGAGGCCGGCGCAGACCCCAACGUCGCCGAGACAAAAAGUGGGAAGACGCCGCUGAUGAUGGCGGUGAGGAACGGCAAGGUGGCGAUGGCUGGCUGGACAUCAUUAACAUACUAUAUGCGGCCGGCGCCGACCCCAAAAUCGCCGAUACGGAGAGUGGAGCGACGCUGCUGA
Molecule: messenger RNA, 858 nt
Organism: Priapulus caudatus
Lineage: Eukaryota; Metazoa; Priapulida; Priapulimorpha; Priapulimorphida; Priapulidae
Product: putative ankyrin repeat protein RBE_0220
Exons: 4
Coding region: 109-858 (249 amino acids)
Molecular function (GO): protein binding
Source: RefSeq, a predicted model, not a curated record